Messenger RNA from Mercenaria mercenaria, 935 nucleotides. Its product is annotated as caprin-2-like. The transcript has 4 exons. The record is from RefSeq and is a predicted model, not a curated record. The coding region runs from base 64 to 891 and encodes 275 amino acids. Gene Ontology annotation, molecular function: protein binding. Lineage: Eukaryota; Metazoa; Mollusca; Bivalvia; Venerida; Veneridae.
UGUUCAAAAUUCAAAUUGUUUUCAACUGUUUAUAAACACCUACAUAUAUUUUCUUCUAACCAUAUGGCGGGUUAUUCUGUUGGACUGGUUUGGCUUUUGGUGUUUGUUUCAAACAGCUGUGCUGUAAACACGGAAGCAGAUGUGACAUUAAAUGAAAGACUUCGAAGACUUGAUGAAAGACUUGAACAACAAGACGUUAUAAACAAGCAGCAGGCGGAGCGAAUAAAACAGCUAGAACUGGCAAGUCAGCGACAACAGGAAACCAUACUGAAACAAGAAAAAACAAACCAUCUGCAAGCGAAACGGAUACAGCUUCAGGAAAAUGAGAUUCGUCGGAUUAAACAAACACUGAAAACAUUCUGCAGGAUCCAGAACAGCAAGACGGAGACCGAAUACGAGUCGAAUUGGAAGAAAUCUAAAGCAAUUGCACGCAACUUACAAAUAUCAAACCCAGUACCACCAGUUCAGAGAGCUACACGUCAAUACGAAAGAAUUGUGUUCUCAUCAUAUUUGGAUCAUAAUGUUCAAAACCUUGGCAUAGAUCAUCCUAUUAUCUACAACAGAAUACUUAUUAACGAAGGGUCUGCCUACAAUGAACACAGUGGCAUGUUCACUUGUCCUGUGGAUGGUAUCUAUGGAUUUUAUUUCUCCGUUUCAACACAAGACGUAAAUCAGAUUGUCGCCAAGCUGGUAGUUGAUAGUGUGAACGAAGUUGACGGUGUCUCAGAUACCAUGCAUGAUAACCAUGAGGCACAGGGAGGCAACUUUGUCUUUGUGGCGUUGACAAAAGGCCAACAGGUUUGGGUGGCUAACUACAGAUGGGCGUCCCAUUCAAUGCAAGAGACAGACAUCUAUAGAUUUUCUACUUUUUCUGGGUUUCUAUUGAAUUAAUUGUACUUUACAUAUUUGGAAGAAAAAGGUGCUUAGUUAUACAA